AUGGCAUUGGCUGCGUGUAUAUCUGGAUGGAAACAUUUGAAACAAGUAGUUGUUGUUGAUGGGACUCACCUCACUGGUAAGUAUAAGGGUUGUCUAUUAACGGCCAGUGGACAAGAUGCUAAUUACCAGGUAUUUCCAAUAGCGUUCGCCGUUGUUGAUGCAGAGUCUGACAAGACGUGGAGGUGGUUCUUUGAGAAGUUGUUAGAAAUAAUUCCAGAUUCCUCUGAUCUUACUAUUAUCUCGGAUAGGCACGGUGGAAUUGCCAAAGCUAAAAAGAAAUGGUAUCCACAGUCACACCACGGUGCAUGUCUUGUCCAUAUCCAGAGAAAUGUUCACGCUAAAUACAAAGGUUCCGGUCAGAAAGGGUUGGUCGGAAAGGCUGGAGAAGCGUUCACAGUUUCUAAUUUCAAGAAACUAUACGCAAGGCUGAAGGAUGUUGAUUAUGGUUGUUGGGAGUACAUGGAAAAAAUCCUUCUUGCGCUGUGGACUAGAUCACACUUUUCUGGUCAGAGGUAUAAUAUGACCUCUAGUAACAUUGCAGAGUCUCUGAACAAUGCACUAUUAGCUCCAAGAGACAGUCCAAUCGUUGCAAUGCUAGAAUUUAUCAGGCGAAUGUUAAGUAGGUGGCUUGAAUGCAGAAGAGAGACCAUUCAAAAGAUGGAUGGUGACAUUACAGAAGAGGUUGACAAGUUAAUGAACCUGCAGCAGCAAAAAUCUGCUGCACUUUCGGUUCAAGGCAUUUCUUUGUGGGAGGUUGAAGUGAGUUCUGAGUUCGGUGUACGGAGGCUUGUUGAUCUCCUAAACAAAACAUGCUCAUGUCUAGAGUUUCAGACAUUGAAAUACCCUUGCCGACAUGCAAUGGCCGCGGCUAGGCUUCGCCAAGUGGAGUACAGCAGUUUGGUUGAUCCAAUUCUUAAGAAAUCAAUUUGGAGUGCAACAGUUUGUGGCAAAAUCCUACCAGUGCCCGACCCUGACGACAUUCGUAUCCCAGCAGAGGUGCGUGACCUUAAUAUUAUGCCACCUAAGGCAAAACGUCCAUCAGGAAGGCCUACGGCGAAGAGAAAACUUUCAGCAGGAGAGUAUCCUCAGGUUGCGAAAAAAAAGAAGCCAAACAAAUGCUCUAGAUGUGGAAAUGCCGGCCAUAACCGGGCAAAAUGCAAGGAACCAUUGGGUUGA
Eutrema salsugineum is the source of this 1176-nucleotide messenger RNA. RefSeq lists its product as uncharacterized. Bases 1 to 1176 code for a protein of 391 amino acids. The transcript has 2 exons. Gene Ontology annotation, molecular function: nucleic acid binding; zinc ion binding. NCBI's taxonomy places the organism in Eukaryota, Viridiplantae, Streptophyta, Magnoliopsida, Brassicales, Brassicaceae. The record is from RefSeq and is a predicted model, not a curated record.